AGCUGGAGGGAGGAGGGCAGCAGCCAGUUGGUUCAUUAGGUCUCCUUUAAGCCUCUCUCCCCUGCUGCCCCUCCUCACUCGCUAGCAUGACGCUCCCUCCGCACUCACACUCUCUUUCCCUCCCCUCUCUGACUCUGUUUCGUCCCUAAAAACAAACUUUUCACCCAUAUUGAUAACCUUUACGAAAUCACGUCAGCUGUAGCGAGAAGAAAUGAGUGUUAUGACGACGGGAACACGGCUUUGUGAGCACCGCUUCUGACAGCUGAGCUCCUUCGGCAAUGCCCAAGUCCCCUCUCGGAUGAGACGAUGAGAACCCACACCCGCGGGGCCCCCACAGUCUUUUUCAUAAGUCUGCUGUGGCCCCUGCUCGCCCUGGUGUUAGUGGCGGCGGAGGUGGAUCCCAGCGGAGGAAUCCCCUUCAUGGGAGGCAACUACAAUGGUCAUCCCAUGCUGUACUUCAACCGCGGGGAUGUGGAGGAGCUGCAGUAUGCGGCGGCGGGGACUCAUCAGGAUAUGGCGAGGAGGAUCCGCGAGGCUGGAGAAACCAUGCUGGAGCAUCCGGAGAUGUACCUGCCCCCCUGGAGCCCUGCAGAGUUCAGCGCCCGCUGGAACGAGGUGUACGGAAACAACCUGGGUGUGCUGUCCAUGUUCUGUGUGCUGUACCCGCACAGGGCCGGCGCCCUCGACCUCGCCAAGGACUACAUGGAGAGGAUGGCGGCUCAGCCUAGUUGGUUGGUUAAAGAUGCCCCCUGGGAUGAAGUUCCUUUGGCGCACUCUUUGGUUGGUUUUGCCACCGCUUACGACUUCCUGUAUGAGUACUUGAACAAGGGCCAGCAGGAGCGUUUCCUCCAGGUGAUCGGCAACGCGUCACGCCUGAUGUACGAGAAGUCAUACGUCCGAGGCUGGGGGUUCCAGUACCUGCACAACCACCAGCCCACCAACUGUGUGGCUCUGCUCACUGGAAGCCUGGUUUACAUGACCCAAGGUUACCUCCAGGAGGCCUACCUGUGGACCAAGCAGGUCCUGUCCAUCAUGGAGAAGUCCAUGGUCCUUCUGCAGGAUGUGACGGACGGCUCUCUGUAUGAAGGCGUGGCCUACGGGACUUACACCACCCGCUCUCUGUUUCAGUACAUGUUCCUGGUGCAGCGCCACUUCUCCAUCAGCCACUUCGAUCACCCCUGGCUCCUUAAACACUUCGCCUUCCUGUACAGGACCAUCUUGCCCGGAUUUCAGCGGACUGUAGCCAUUGCAGAUUCCAACUACAACUGGUUCUACGGUCCGGAGAGCCAGCUGGUCUUCUUGGACCGCUAUGUGUUACGUAAUGGCAGUGGAAACUGGCUGGCAGAUCUGAUUCAUCAAAACAGGGUGAUGGAGGGGCCGGGGCAGGCUGGAAAAGGACAGCGAUGGUGUACCCUCCACACCGAGUUCAUCUGGUAUGACCCGGGACUAAUUUCCAAGCCUCCAUCAGAUUUUGGAACAUCCCAACUCCACUACUUUGAGGACUGGGGCGUGGUGACGUAUGGCAGCGCUUUACCUGCAGACACCAACCGUACCUUUCUCUCCUUCAAGUCAGGGAAGCUGGGGGGACGUGCCAUCUUCGACAUUGUCCACAAGAACAAGUACAAAGAGUGGAUCAAAGGGUGGAGGAACUUUAACGCCGGCCACGAGCACCCUGAUCAGAACACUUUCACUUUUGCGCCCAACGGCGUCCCAUUCAUCACAGAGGCACUGUACGGACCCAAGUACACUUUGUUGAACAACGCCGUGUUGUUUGGCUCUGUACUCUCAGGGAGUUGCUUUAAGCCGUGGGCUGGACAGGUUACAGAAGCCUGCGAUUCCAAAUGGUUAAAGUACAAGGUGGGACUGGCGGCCGAUGCCCAGGGUAGAGUUGAAGCUGCUAUGGAGAGACAAGGAAUGGUCUUCAUCCGUGGCGAGGGGCAUUCAGCUUACAAUCCAGAACUGAAGAUUAGGAACUUCCAAAGAAACCUGCUUCUUCUUCACCCACAGCUCUUGCUCCUCGUGGACCACAUCCAUCUGGAGGAGGACAGCCCAACCAGGUCCAUGAGCGCCUUCUUUCACAACACGGAACUUCCAUUCCAGGGUACAAAGAUAGACGGCGUUCACGGAGCAUUUGUAUCACACGGUGAGGAUAAAUAUAAGAUGUUCUGGAUGGAUGACACAGGCUACAGUAACAGAGGAGUGGUAGGGUACUGGAAUUACCCUCGGGGGUACCCCUAUAAUGGCUCGAACUAUGUGAACGUCACAAUGCCAUUGAGGUACCCUCACACCAGGGUGGCUUACAUUUUCUUUGGCCCAGGCGUGGACGUGCAGAGCUUCAGCCUGCGUGGCGAUGACCAGAGAGUGGAUAUCUACCUGGCCACCAAGGAUCACACCUAUACCAUCUACCUGCUGACCGGAGAGGUCACCAGCAAGCCUCUGUUCGCCAUGGUGUUGCUGGACCACAAGAAGAUCGUAUUCGAGAAGGCAGCCGCCGCCACGGAGGACAGCUCACCAGAGGAAGUAGAGGAAUACGUCAACGUGAUGGAGGACAACCUCCAGCACGUCAAGCCCGUCUUCCAGCAGAUGGAGCGACACAUCCUGGGACGGGUUCUCAACACUGCCAGUUUCCGCAAGACUGCAGAGCGUCUCCUCCAGUUCUCUGACAAGAAGAAGACGGAGGAGGCCAUCGAGAAGAUGUUCGCGAUGUCGAAGAAACAGGGCAAGGGUAAAGGGGGGAAGAGACUGAGCCUUGGGGAGAAGCUUUCGGAGAGUCUACCUGACAUUUUUGCACAGAUUGAGGUGAAUGAGAAAAAGGUGAGGCAGAGGACUUCAAAGAGGACAUAUGAGGACAGUCCGGAGGAGGGAGAGGGAGACACGCGAGCCUUCAUGGAUUAUACAGACGGCCGUAAAAGUAAAAAGGGGGCCUUUGUUAAGGGCCGCAAAUUCAAGGAGGUUCACAUGGUGGCCACAGCAGGGAGCGAGGGUCUCUCCAGCACUGCCUCCUACAUCAGAGUCUUCCUCCUCCUGAACACUGCCACCUUCUUUUUGCUGCUGGCCGUGUUACUGACACGCUUCCAGAGAGGGCGGAGUUUGCACACGCAGAGGUGUUUCUACACCAUCCUCCUGAUAGACUGCUUCAUCUUACUGUACCUCUACUCCUCCUGCUCUCACACACAGUGUUAACGUCAUGAGUGUGCAAGGAGUCGUCCAACUGCAGAUCCAACGACCUGUCGUUCAUGGUGACCUAAAUGCACCCCACACCUCAGUCUGAGCCAGAUCUUAUCACACAGUGCCAGGGGCCACUUUUGAAAAAUAAAAAAUCUGAGAUUUCAAGAUUUUCUUUCUUUUUCUUUUGGAAAAACAUUCCAGUGUAAGAAUGAAGUUGUAGUUUUACUGGAAAAAGUCACAAUAUUGUAACAAUAAAGUUGGAAUGUUAUAAGAUACUUAUUUAAAUGCUUAAGUCUGCUUAAUAUUGGAGUCAUAAGCAGUCUGUCAGCUUUUACUUGUCAAAUGAGGGAUUCCAGUGAGCUGAAGUUUUAGGUUUCACCUGUGAAGAAUAGUAAAUGAAGUAAAAACAAUUGAAUCUUAUAACGGGAUGUUACAUUUUUGUAUUUUAAAAUGACAAUCUUAUCUCAUAAUAUUAUGAUUUGUCUUUAUUGUCAUAAUAUUAUGCAUUUUAUUAACUCAGUAUUAUGGCUUUUCCAGCUGGCACCAGAUGUCAGAAAGCUGUUGGGCUUUCAUACUGUCCCAAUGUCAAAUUAUUAGCGUAAUCUAUGUGUGGCAGUAGCUGACAGUUUUUAUGUGUCCCUUUUUUUUAUCAUUUUGUGUCCUCUGUCUGAAUUCUGGCAUUUUUGCGGGCCCGCGAACGUGGAGUCGAACUUUUCACAAGCUCUCUUUUUUCCUCAGCGGCAGUUUGUACCUGGUCACCUGAUAGCACAACCUAAAUUCGACCAAAUAGCAUAAUCUAAUGACACUUGUGGCCAGCUGGGUUUUAUUCUAAUAAUAUUCUGACUUUUUUCUUAAAAUUCUGACUUGAUACAAAUAUUAUGAUUUUCUGAAUAUG
Messenger RNA from Plectropomus leopardus (leopard coralgrouper), 4063 nucleotides. It is a transcript of the gene dse, whose product is annotated as dermatan sulfate epimerase. Gene Ontology annotation, molecular function: chondroitin-glucuronate 5-epimerase activity. Lineage: Eukaryota; Metazoa; Chordata; Actinopteri; Perciformes; Serranidae. The record is from RefSeq and is a predicted model, not a curated record.